GAGCAUCUAUCUGCAAGUCAAACUCGGACAAUCAGCCAAACCUUGAUUGGACUCCUUUUGUUCUUGACGAGUCGCCGCCGUCAGACGCUUACGGUUCGCCAUGGAGACGGUGGUGAUCUUGGCCAUAGGGGUGUUGGCCACCAUCUUCCUGGCCUCCUUUGUUGCUCUGGUGGUGGUGUGCCGACAUCGCUACUGCCACCCUCAUGACCUGCUGCACCACUUCGACUCCAAACCCACCGUGGAYCUGAUCGGCGCCAUGGAAACGCAGAGCGAGCCUUCGGAGCUGGAGCUGGACGACGUGGUCAUCACCAACCCUCACAUCGAAGCCAUCCUGGAGAAUGAGGACUGGAUAGAGGACGCAUCCGGCUUGGUGUCACACUGCAUCUCUAUUCUGAAGAUCUGCCACACUUUGACUGAAAAGCUGGUGGCCAUGACAAUGGGAUCAGGGGCAAAGGUCAAAGCACCKGCCAGUUUGAGUGACAUCAUCACRGUGGCCAAACGAAUCAGUCCAAGGGUGGACGAUGUGGUCAGGUCUAUGUACCCUCCUCUGGAUCCAAUCCUCCUGGACGCCAGAGCCACUGCUCUGCUGCUKUCGGUCAGCCACCUGGUGCUGGUCACCCGCAACGCCUGUCACAUGUCCGGCAGCCUGGACUGGAUCGACCAGUCGCUUCACGCAGCGGAGGAUCACAUGGUGGUUCUGCGUGAGGCGGCGCUGGCUUCUGAACCAGAGCGAAUCCUACCUGGAGCCGAUGCUCAGAGAGAACAGGCCAUUUGAGGAAAAAAACCUGAAGCAGCACCAAACCUACUGUCAAAAAUACAAACCAUGAAAAAGMAGCUGCAUUCCAACRCUGACCUAGUGAUACCUACUAAAAUAGAUAUUUCAGUUUCACAUCCACGGCUCUCCAGUGGACAGAAUGUUUUUAGAAACAUUUUCUGAAAUGCACCAUCCAGUAGUGGGCCUAAAUCCAGCCUGACCAGCACUGCAGUCACAAGGAGGCUUAGUCAGCUAAUCCAUCCUGACGAAAAUAACAUCCAUUAGCCAGUGAACCCGAAGGUGCUCCAACUCGGUGUAAAAAAAGUAAGAGAAGCCUGGCUUGCUUAGCAGUUUAACUUUGGGAUUUGGUGGGGAAAAAAAACACAUUUUUCAAAUAUCCUGGAUGAAAUGCAGUUCUUUCUAGGGAAUUUUUUUUAUUAGUUUUCCCCUUCACUUGUGACACACUUAACAUGUGCAGCUCUUUCCAUGGAUGACCAAUUUAGCUCAAUACYGGAAAUCCUGCCAGUUUGACCAAAAGCUGAACUUCUGAGGUCCUGCCAUGGAUAGAUGCACCAUGGUUUCUGCAUGUAAAAGUUUGUAUUUUCAAACAUAUUUUACUUSCAGUUUCAUUCAUGACAUUCUGGUUAAAUUGCUGCAUAGCUCCAAACUAAAUAUACUCCAGGUCUAUCUUGGUUUUCAUGCCAAAACYGAUCCGGUGUGUUUUGGGCCUUACUGGAUGCACACCUCCCAAAAAGUUACACUUUCAGCUCAUCAGUCAACAGAUUUUCCCAAAAGUCUUUGCUAUCCUAUGAAAGCCAAAAAUUGAUAACCUUUUAAAAAAAUGUAGGGAAAAUUGGACCGAAGACUUUCUAUCAUUUAUCAUCAGGGGGGUAUUUGGUCUUGUACACUGCAAAAGCACAAAAUCCAACUAAGUGUUAUUAGUUUUGAUACCUUGGCACACUUGAAACAAGAAAUAGCAAGAUAAACGAGGUUGUUUUAAGCCAAUAAUUUCUGAGUACUGAUAAGUAGCAGUUCCACUAGCAGAUAAUUCCACUUAUAAUAUGGGAAAAUAUCUUCUCAUUUUCAUCAAAAUUAAGACAUUAUUGAUUUAAAACAAGCUCUUCUAUCUUGC
Molecule: messenger RNA, 1886 nt
Organism: Poecilia reticulata (guppy)
Lineage: Eukaryota; Metazoa; Chordata; Actinopteri; Cyprinodontiformes; Poeciliidae
Source: RefSeq, a predicted model, not a curated record